Molecule: messenger RNA, 847 nt
Organism: Amphimedon queenslandica
Lineage: Eukaryota; Metazoa; Porifera; Demospongiae; Haplosclerida; Niphatidae
Product: protein lifeguard 4-like
Exons: 6
Coding region: 33-740 (235 amino acids)
Biological process (GO): negative regulation of apoptotic process
Cellular component (GO): membrane
Source: RefSeq, a predicted model, not a curated record
GACUUGUUUCUUCACUUGCAUGCACAGUGACAAUGGACGUCGAGAGUUUAACAAAUACAGGCAGUACUAGGAAGAUACCUUCUAUUUCUGUUCACCAGGCAGAAGUUGCUCUUAGGCUUGGUUUUUUGAGGAAGGUCUAUGGCAUAUUAACUGCCCAGUUAUGUCUGACUCUGAUUGUUGGCAUUGCUUGCAUGACAUCACAAACUGUCAAGGGUUUUGUUCAAGGAAGUCCCGUUCUUAUUAUUGGUUUAACUAUUGGUGCACUGGUUUCUCUUAUUGCUCUGAUUGUGAUGAGACACCAAACGCCUAUCAACUUCAUUUUACUUGGAAUAUUUACUCUGUCAGAAUCAAUAUCACUUGGAAGCAUCAUUACUUAUUAUGAUCAAGGAAUCGUCAUCAAAGCAUUCAUCAUUACUACAGCUGUCUUUGUAUCCCUCACCCUCUACUCAAUGCAGAGCAAAUAUGAUUACAGCACAUGGGGAGCAAGCCUAUUUACUUUACUGUGCAUUCUCAUAGUAGCAAGUUUCAUGCAGGUUUUCUUUUGGUCUGAGGCACUUGAUUUUGUCAUAUCUGUUGGUGGAGCCCUGAUAUUCUGUGGUUUUAUAUUGUUUGAUACAUACAGGAUAAUGCAUAGACACUCUACUGAGGAUUACAUCAUUGCAGCUGUGGAGCUUUAUCUUGAUUUCAUUAACCUCUUCAUUUAUAUACUUCGCAUAUUAGAUGCACUGAAGAAUAAGUAACAUUUAAUACAACUCUAAACUGAUGUCCUAUAUUUAAUCAUUUCUGUGUUAUAUAUAUAUUUAGCCAUCUAUUAAUUGAGUUUUGUUUGAGUUGAGUUAAGUUGAGA